Molecule: messenger RNA, 653 nt
Organism: Cantharellus anzutake
Lineage: Eukaryota; Fungi; Basidiomycota; Agaricomycetes; Cantharellales; Hydnaceae
Exons: 3
Coding region: 101-550 (149 amino acids)
Source: RefSeq, a predicted model, not a curated record
UAGAGGAUUGAGAGUGCUAGCUCUCCUCAGUGUUGGAGGAACAACUUCGAAGCCUAUAUUUACUAUUAUCUGUAUCGACUUUCCUAAUUCAUGAGUUUGCAUGUCGCUCACGAUUGAUCUUCAACUAUUGCCUACGCAUGAUCUGUCACGCGAAAUGAUUCAAAGAGAUCGUCUCAUCUCAGGCUUCACUCUCCGAGUUUACCCGCCAGAACUAGCAUGGGCCGAUCGCUCGGCACCAGAGUCCCCUACAACCACGCAACUUUGGCCAACAUCCGGCCUGAACCCUGCAUUCAGCGCUGGCAACCAGAUCGGUGACUCGGAGCGACUACGUAGGCAUCGCCCUUCCGGUUAUUAUGCAAGGACACUUUUUUUUUUCAAACUGCUGCCAUGGGGUUCUUACACUGCUUAUAAUACAAGUUUAUUGCCGCUUGCUGCCCUUGCCAAACGCCAUUUGCUAUCACACCAGUUCGCUGUCAAGCCGGCGCUCUUGGCCGCUGUGUCGGCCCUUUUCCUCCCCCUUAAUCUUCACGACGCUCCACCCCUUCUUUGAUCUGAUUCGUGUUUUGUCGAUGGUUGCUUCCCUGUCUCUUUGUUUGCUUCGUUGAUUCUACGUUGACAACUCCACUUGCCUCACCAAUGACCGCUUGCUCGCU